CUCGCUGUGCUUCACGGAAACACGGAAGUUUCUAAAUUUCCAGCAGACCCAUCACAUGACUGCAGUGACAUGGAGUUCUGUUUCAGCCUGGACUGAGUUAGACUACAAUAAAAUCGUCCAGAGACGUCGCGUUUCUGUUCCCGGCAUUGUAUUGUGUUUCUAGCCAUGGAGAGAUUGGAGGGGACAUCGGAGCUCCAGUCGCGGCUGUCAUCGCUGUCCUUCUCGUCUUUCCCAGGAAUAACAUCCAAACAUUGCGAAAGCGCCCAAUCUGACAGGCUCCAAAACACAGACCUCUCCACAAACUUGAGCCAGUCCCCAAAACAAGCUAAUAUGGAUGCAUCUGAGCAGCGUGAAGAGGCUAAUGAAGAGGCUCCUGCUGAGCACACCUCAGGGGACCAGGGUGAGAAGAGCAGCACAGGCCGCCCUCCGCUCUCCACCGAGAUUAAAGCUGAGACGUCACCCCUGAAACCCCCGUCGACAUGGACAUCUGCUGCCCUCAAAGAGCUCAAGGCCAAGCUUCGAACGGAGAAGGACAGCAUGGUGACGGUCUACCGAGGUGACAUCAUGACCGUGCACGUGCCCACUGUGCCAGAAGCCAAGAAGGUGUGCUGGGAGUUUGCCACAGAUGGCUACGACAUUGGCUUUGGCAUCUAUUUUGACUGGACUCCCAUCACAAAUCGGGCCAUCACUGUGCACAUCAGUGAAUCGAGUGACGAUGAAGAUGAAGAGGAGGAGCUAGAAGGCCCGGUCACCAACGAAGAUGUGGAGAAGGGCUCAAAAGCAGAAAGCAACUCAAACCUGGUUGAGCUCAUACCCGUAUACCGUCAGGACAGCCACUUGACAAUCUACGGCGGCAGCCACGACUUCCCAGGCGAAGGCACUUACCUCUUCAAAUUUGACAACUCCUACUCUCUAUGGCGAAAUAAAACACUUUACUACAGAGUUUAUUACAGUGCCUAAAACUCCAAAUCUUUAAGAAUGUAUGAUUUAAAGAAACAAAAUACUCAUAUGAAUGCUAAAGCUAUUUUAAAUGAUCUAAAGUUCAAAUAAAGCAUAGAGGAUAGAUGCAUACAGGCAUAUCUAUUUUUUACCACUCAGCUUGUGUUUCCAAAUGUAAAAUUUGAAGAAGCCUUUCAUUUGCAUCAAUGCCAUUAAAAUCUAAUUUUAAGAUUAGUUUUUUUUUUUUUUUUUUUUUUUUUUAAACCGCUCCUCAAUUAAAGGUAAUGUGUUGUGUGUCAGUAGGGGACAUAAAUCAAGAAUGUACUGAAGCAAGCGAUGCCAGAUAUCCAGUGUGUGUGUGUUUUUUAUGACACUCGUUAUCACAUAAAGCUCUUAUUAUGUAAUAGUGAUUCAAUAUUUACAUAUGCUGAGGCCCUGGCUUUAAUUUGCAGAAGUAAUGUUUCAUCUAUAUGUAGUUUGUGCACAAGUCUAUAUGUGAGUGAAGGUCACUGUGUUUAUAUGUUCUCUCUGUUAAAUGGUCGUGUUCCUCUUCAUUUCCAUCCAUCCAUCCAUCCAUUUUCUGAGCCGCUUCUCCUCACUAGGGUCGCGGACGUGCUUGAGCCUAUCCCAGCUGUCAUCGGGCAGGAGGCGGGGUACACCCUGAACUGGUAGCCAGCCAAUCGCAGGGCACAUAGAAACAAACAACCAUUCGCACUCACAGUCAUGCCUGCGGGCAAUUUAGAGUCUCCAAUUAAUGCAUGUUUUUGGGAUGUGGGAGGAAACCGGAGUGCCCGGAGAAAACCCAUGCAGGCACGGGGAGAACAUGCAAACUCCACACAGGCGGGGCCGGGGAUUGAACCCGGGUCCUCAGAACUGUGAGGCUGAUGCUCUAACCAGUCGCCCACCGUGCCGCCCCUCUUCAUUUCAAACUACCUUAUCUCAUUUCACAUGCUUUAAAGCUUCCAAUUGUUUGUUUGUUCUGUAUCUUUAAGUUAUGAUGCUCCUGAAAAUGUAUAUUCCACAAUAAAGACAAUGCUUACUUUGC
Phycodurus eques (leafy seadragon) is the source of this 1984-nucleotide messenger RNA. It is a transcript of the gene tmed8, whose product is annotated as transmembrane p24 trafficking protein 8. The record is from RefSeq and is a predicted model, not a curated record. Lineage: Eukaryota; Metazoa; Chordata; Actinopteri; Syngnathiformes; Syngnathidae. The coding region runs from base 166 to 960 and encodes 264 amino acids. Gene Ontology annotation, cellular component: Golgi membrane. The transcript has 6 exons.